Molecule: messenger RNA, 2638 nt
Organism: Papilio machaon (common yellow swallowtail)
Lineage: Eukaryota; Metazoa; Arthropoda; Insecta; Lepidoptera; Papilionidae
Gene: rdgC
Product: serine/threonine-protein phosphatase rdgC
Exons: 15
Coding region: 175-2277 (700 amino acids)
Biological process (GO): detection of stimulus involved in sensory perception
Cellular component (GO): cytosol; nucleus
Molecular function (GO): manganese ion binding; iron ion binding; protein binding
Source: RefSeq, a predicted model, not a curated record
AGUGGAUGGAGAGUCGAGAUUUUUAAUUAACAGUACUUUUUCGCAUCCGUGGCAUGCUCAUAUCGCACCGUUUCUGUAGACAGAAUAGCCACGAUUCCCAAAACACGACAGAAGACACCGAGAUGUACGCGAAAACGAAAAGAUAAGAAGUACGUGAAGGACAAGAGUCCUACAAUGUUCUCCCUCUCGGAAGGCUGCGGCUGCGUCAGCUUUCGCGGUGGGAGACGGACUCGUUCAAUGGGAGACGACUCCUCUUCCUGCCGAAGUUCCGAAAUAGAACAGGAAGUUCCCAAGAAGUUGGGUAAGAAAGUGUUGAACGGUGAAUGCACAAUGAAAGCAUUGGCACCGUUCCUAAAGUUUUGGAAGAAGGAUGACGUCAGCAUGACUAAAGCUGAAAGAACGAUGAAAGCGGCCAUCUUAAUCCAGCAGUGGUAUCGACGGUACCUCGCUCGGAUGGAGGUGCGCAGGCGGUACACCUGGACCAUAUUCCAAAGUAUAGAAUACGCCGGUGAACAAGAUCAAGUAAAAUUAUACAACUUUUUCAACGCCCUGCUGAGUCACAUGCGUGAAACUAGCGGUCGCCCUUCCUCCGAGAGGACCUCGAGAACAGCUUCUGUUUUGGAGCAAGUAUUUUCUGAGGAGUCUGACGAAGGCGGGGGUGUAGACGAAACAGCGCCCCCGAAAGCCGCCCGCGGCCCCGACAUCGACUUCCCGCUACAAAGGAAGGAUAUCGACCUACUGAUUGAGGCGUUUAGGAAAAAGAAGCAUCGUCUGCACCCGAAGCACGUGGCGCAGAUAUUGAAAGAGGCGACGCAGAUGCUGAAGCGGCUACCCAACAUCAACGUGGCGACUACCUCCAUCUCUAGUCAGAUCACGAUCUGCGGAGAUUUGCACGGAAAGCUUGAUGAUUUGCUAGUCAUUUUUCAUAAGAACGGGCUGCCUUCGCCAGAAAAUCCAUACAUAUUUAACGGAGACUUUGUAGAUCGAGGCAAGAAGAGCUUGGAAGUGCUUCUCCUUUUGCUGGCUUGCAUGUUAGCUUUUCCUGGAGGAGUUUAUUUGAACAGAGGCAACCACGAAGACCUCAUUAUGAAUUCUAGAUACGGCUUUAUAAGAGAAGUUCAUCAAAAAUACCGACACAACGCUGAACGUUUGUUGAAGCUUAUAGAAGGGGUGUACCGCUGGCUGCCUUUGGGGACCAUCAUUAACAACCGCGUGUUCGUAGUGCACGGAGGCAUCUCUGACACCACCGACCUUGAUAUGGUGCGCAGCCUUGACCGCGAUAAAUAUGUUUCACUCCUUCGACCGCCUGUAGCAGAAGGUGGAGCUCCUGGCGCUGAGCAAGUUGACAAAGUGGAGUGGAAACAGGUAUUCGAUAUAUUAUGGUCGGAUCCUCAAAGCACAGGCGGAUGCGUGGCGAAUGCGCUCCGCGGCGCUGGCACGUACUUUGGCCCUGAUGUCACAGUCUCUUUCUUAAGAAAGAACAAAUUGAGUUUCAUCGUCAGAAGCCACGAGUGCAAGCCUGGCGGAUAUGAGAUCCUGCACAAUGGGAACGUGAUAACAAUUUUCUCUGCAUCAAAUUACUACGAGUUGGGCUCGAACAAGGGUGCUUACCUGAAGCUUUGUGGCAACUCGCUGGAGCGGCAGUUCGUUCAGUACACAGCGGCUGUGUCUCGCACGCGUCGCCUCACGUUCCGCCAACGUGUCGGCCUCGUUGAGUCCUCUGCCAUGCGAGAGCUACACAGCCAUAUUGUAAUGGCUCGCCGGUCGCUUGAAGCGACCUUCCGAAGUAUGGAUUUAGAUCAAAGUGGUUUUAUAUCAGUAAGUGACUGGUGCUACGCAAUGGAGGAGACCACACACCUGGGUCUGCCGUGGCGGAUGCUGAAGGACAAGCUUGUGCGCACCGACCCCGACACACGACUUGUUCGUUACAUGGAUACGUUUGAUCUGAAUGCUAAUAGAGGAGGACGAAAGGCAGACACACAAACAGUCGUGGAAACGUUGUAUAAAAACAAAAGAAGCUUGGAAGCAAUUUUCAAAAUUCUCGACAAAGAUAAUUCUGGCUAUAUAACCCUGGAGGAGUUUUCUGAAGCAUGUCAAUUGUUGGGAAAAUAUAUGCCGAAUCCGAUGACUCAAGAGCAAUUGGUCGAUAUCUGUCGAUUGAUGGAUAUCAAUAAGGAUGGACUGGUCGACUUGAAUGAAUUUUUGGAGAGUUUCAGACUUGCUGAGAAAAGUCUGCACGAGGAAGAGAACGAGUUGGCUGAACUCCAAGCCACCUGACAGGAACUUGACCGCCUCCCGAGCAGGACGGCGGUCGAUAAAGAUGAAACUGGUGUCGAAAUAGAGUUGUUGAGAGUUGAAGAUGAUGGAAACAACGAAGUAGCAAGAAGAACUAGAAACGGUCAACCUCAUUUAACCGGUGAAUGCGUCGCACGAUACUCGAAAGAUACGGAUGAAAUCCAACUAAUUGACAGCGACGAAGUUCCAAGACGGCCAGGCUUGUUAGAGAGUGACAUGUAAACAGAUGGCGAAAAAUUAGAAAUACAAUAUAGGUACUACCUUCAAGCUUGUAUUCUUUAGGUAGUACAUCGAAGAUCGGGAUUAGAGAGUUAUGUAUUACAGUCGCUUUUAUGUAUUUUUA